Molecule: messenger RNA, 645 nt
Organism: Prunus armeniaca (apricot)
Lineage: Eukaryota; Viridiplantae; Streptophyta; Magnoliopsida; Rosales; Rosaceae
Source: the annotation of a GenBank genome assembly
AUGGACCGACGUGUUAACGUAUACAACACGACGGUAGUUUCGGGCCGACGUAUUAAAUUCUUUUAUGCAGCUGAUGAUUUGAAAAAACAAAUCUCUGAUGGCACUCUGACUGUCUCUGGCAGCAACGAUGUCUUGACCUUGGCUUUGGGAACCCCUAAGCAUGGUGGGAGAGUCAGAGGUGUUGGAGCUGGGGUUUCCCUAACUCAAUUCUUCAAUUUGCCAAGACAGCAGAGAGUAAAAUUUGCUGACAAAUUGAAGGAAAAUGUUAUGGAAGCAGUGAGAGAGGAAACUAAAAAGAUGGAGGCCAGGGCAAAGGAAAGUGUUACGGAGGCAGUCAGAGCAGAGAGGGAAAUUUUGUUGAAACAAUUCAGUCAACUAAUUCCCAACUUUGAUCCCAACUUGCUCGGUAAAACUCCAACUACACCAAUUACUCCAAUUCCUCAAAUUCCACAAGAGCAAAGCCCAAAAGAUCCAAUGUCUGACAAAGCAAGCUGCUCUAAUGUGAGAGCCCUUGAAUUGGAUGAAGACAAUCCCAUGAAUGAUGCUGAUGCUGAUGCUCUUGAAAACCGUCAAGAUGAAACGACGUCGGUUUUUAUUUUACAACCCGUCUUCUAUUUUAACCUAGACGACCUUUCUAUUGUGUAG